This is a messenger RNA of Ceraceosorus guamensis, 933 nucleotides long. RefSeq names its product 3-HAO-domain-containing protein. Gene Ontology annotation, molecular function: 3-hydroxyanthranilate 3,4-dioxygenase activity; iron ion binding. Gene Ontology annotation, cellular component: cytoplasm. The coding region runs from base 63 to 746 and encodes 227 amino acids. The transcript has 3 exons. Gene Ontology annotation, biological process: 'de novo' NAD+ biosynthetic process from L-tryptophan; quinolinate metabolic process. Lineage: Eukaryota; Fungi; Basidiomycota; Exobasidiomycetes; Ceraceosorales; Ceraceosoraceae. The record is from RefSeq and is a predicted model, not a curated record.
CAGAAAGAGUGGAAGAGGAAGGGUGAGCUGACAGAGGGUCCAGCAGGUUGUGCAUUCCGUCCAUGGCUGCGGAUUGUCUCAGAAUCACCUUCUUCAACUCCACCACAGCCUCUCCCUGCAUCCUCUGGCUCGCUGCCACACCCGCCACUCACGAGUCUUCCCGCAGUUUCAGCCAUCCAACACAUCCCGCGACCAUGGUACCCGCUCCGCUCAACUUUCCCAAGUGGAUUUCAGAGAAUGAGCACCUGCUAGCCCCUCCCGUGGGCAACUUUUGUCUGUACAAGUCUCAAGACUACACAGUGAUGGCAGUGGGAGGACCAAAUGCCAGGUCAGAUUAUCACUAUCAGCCCACCGAGGAAUUCUUUUAUCAGUACAAGGGGGCCAUGUUGUUGAAGAUUGUAGAAGAUGGCAUUUUCAAGGAUGUGAGGAUCGCAGAGGGAGAAAUGUUCAUGCUUCCUGCGAACACGCCACACUCUCCUGUGCGCUUCGCAAAUACCAUUGGUCUGGUCGUGGAGCGUACAAGACCGGAAGCCCUCGAAGACGCAAUGAGGUGGUACUGCCCAAACAUCUCCGCUCAUCCUUCGCCACACAUCGUCAAGGAAUCUCGCUUCCUCUGCACGGAUCUAGGCACGCAGCUCAAGCCCGUCAUUCAAGCUUGGGCUUCGUCUAGCGACCAAGAGAGGACGUGCAAAGAGUGCGGAAAAGUCGUGGGAGUGAGGGAACUCAUCGGUGCGCUCGAGGCCUGAAACGUCGCGCUGUGCUUUGAUGCCUCGCGAUGCGAAUCCACUCUUGGCCCCGGAGCAUCGUGCACGAGUGCUUGCGCAAGCAUCUCACCUGCGCCUUGGCAGCUUGAGUUUGUCCAUGUAUCAUUAUUCACCCGGUGGCAGAACGGACAUCGCAUUAUACAUAUUCAGAUCAAUUGCAAGGAGUCGG